AUGAAAACCUUAGAGAUGGAGGAUAAAGAUUUUGGAUAUUAUUACGAGAUGAUGGAGAAUGAUGAAUAUUAUAACAAUAAUGAUAACUCAGGAAUUGCAGAAAGUUUAACUAAAACUCUUAGCUCACCAGUAGCUGAUAACUCUAGCAUUCAAACAACAACUCCUUUGCCUACACUUUUAAAAAACAAGGAAAAAGCUAACAAACCUGAAAAUAAAAGGAAAUACAAACAUAAAAUUCCAUCGUUUACUCACGAAUAUUUUGAUAAAAUUAAUGAUAAAGGUGAAGAAAUAGAUGAACAUGGAAUUACUUCACAAGAUAAUAUAAAUAAUUCAAAAAAG
Dentiscutata erythropus is the source of this 339-nucleotide messenger RNA. The record is from the annotation of a GenBank genome assembly. NCBI's taxonomy places the organism in Eukaryota, Fungi, Glomeromycota, Glomeromycetes, Diversisporales, Gigasporaceae.